Molecule: messenger RNA, 1089 nt
Organism: Sporothrix brasiliensis 5110
Lineage: Eukaryota; Fungi; Ascomycota; Sordariomycetes; Ophiostomatales; Ophiostomataceae
Exons: 1
Coding region: 1-1089 (362 amino acids)
Source: RefSeq, a predicted model, not a curated record
AUGAGCGGCAAGCGGACACCCGGCACAACAACACACUCUAUGCUCGGCCACAGUGCUGAGAGCAGCCCCGAGGAGCUGCUGGACGUCUUCAAGGCGGCAGCGCUCUCGGUGACGAAACUGUACAAAACGUCGGCGGCCGUGCAGUCCAAGGCGCGGAUCGAGGGCUACCAAGACUGCCUGGAGGACCUGCUGGUGGUUCUGGACAAGGGCGACGUGGAUGUGCGGACAAUACGCCGAUGGAUCGUGGAGCGGCUGGACGGCCGCGAGCCGAUCCUGCCGACGAUCGAGAGCGAGGACGAGGUUGAGAAGACCGAGGGCUCCACGCCGGAACCACAGCCUGCCGGCGCCAACAGCGCCGACCGCCAAGUGCGAGAUCACGAUUCUACAACAAGCAACGCCAACAACGGCAGUAACAACAUGAACAGCAACGAUACGGCCAUGCAAACGGAGGCCGAGGCAGAGGCGGAGGCGGACAUGGAAACAGAGGCGGAGACGCCCUCGCCGUCCAAGAACUACCAGGUAGCAGCAUCAUCUCCGAUGGCCGCGCCUGUGUCGACGAAGAAGAGCAAGAUCAAAGCGCGAGGCGCCACGACGACGUCUGCGUCUUCCUCAGCAUCGACAUCGACCGCUGCCGACACAGGCGCGGACGCCGACGUUUCGAACUCCAACUCAGACCACUUUACUUUCCGCUCAACGGUGCCGUAUCCCACCAACGAGUCAUACCUGGAGCUUGCCAACCUCGAUCUGUCGGACCGGCGAUCAGCGUCCGGUUCUGUCAAAGACGCGUCCGAGCCACCGUCCGCCACAGCAACGACAGGAUCGACAUAUGUGUUCAACGCGCCGCCCAACACUCCACAAGCCGACGGCACAUCGUCCAGCCCGUCGCACACAGCAGGCUCGCGACAGUUUCGCGUACGGCACGCGGCGGGCCGACCAAACGGCCGCAGUGCUCUGACGGCACGCUACAACCGAAGCUCCGCCGGUCAAAAGCGCAAGCUCAACUUUGACGAGAUUUUUGACUUGGCGAGCCUAGGCUAUGGCAAAGACGUGUUUGGGCGCGGUGGCGGCAAGCGGUCUCGGCAAGCAUAG